CGAUUGUCAGUUUUCCCGCUUGCUCUCGGGCCAAUUCCUCACGGUCGUCUACUGUCCUAAUUAAUCGCCGCUUCUCCAGCCACGCCGGUUUAGCUCAUUUUCUUCAUUCCCAUCACCCAGCUCGGCCUCUUUCGGCUGUUUCCGGCUCCCGGCACUCACCCCCACCGACGCCGCCUUCGGCUCUUUCCGGAACACCUCAGCUCCUCUUCGGCUGUUUCCGACUCCCCCCGGGCUCCCCUGCCUUUAGCUUCACCCCCGUCGUCCCCUUCGGCUCUCUCCAGCGCCCCUCGGCUUCGCGUUCCUCCGCAGCCCAGACCACCACCUUCGGCUAGUCCCGGCUCGCCCCACCGCCUCCCGUCGCCCGCUCAGCUCUCUUCGGCUUUUUCCGUCUCCCUUCGGCUCUUUCCGCGGGCCUUCGGGCGGUCUCUGCCCCUCUGCUCCACGUGACACCGCCUCCGCCUCCCGGUUCCCCCACCCACCUCGCCCUUCCUCAGCCUCUGAGCUGGUCCGGGCCGAGCCGCCAUUUUGUGUGAAUUCUUGACUGCGGCGGGGGCCGGGCAGCCGGGGCACCUGGGGUGGGCAGACAGUCGGCCCGUCUUCACGGCCCGUUCCCUCUCUCCCUAAAAUCCCCCCCCCUUUUUUUUUUAAAAAACGCUCUCGCUCUCCUCUCCUCCCCUUCCCCCUCGCUUGCUCCAUUGCGCGCGGCCCGGGCUAAUCACACCCAACCACCCACCAGUGUCCGUGUUCCCCGGGUUUCCCGCCCGCGGGCGUGUGUGUGUGCGUGUGGGGGGCUCUCGCCCCGAUGAGGGCCCCGCGCCCGUGAGCGAGUGACCGCAGGGGCAAGGCUGCGGAGAAAGCAGGCGGCGAGCGGCCCGCCGAGGCCUAGGCCGCGCGGCCUACGCGGAGGUCGGCGCAGAGGAACUAUGGAGGCCGCGCCCGGGACCCCCCCGCCGCCGCCAUCAGAGUCGCCGCCGCCGCCAUCGCCGCCGCCGCCAUCAACCUCUUCGCCUCCUCCGUGUUCCCCCGACGCCCGCCCGGCCACCCCGCACCUCCUCCACCACCGCCUCCCGCUCCCUGACGACAGGGAAGAUGGUGAGUUGGAAGAAGGUGAACUGGAAGAUGACGGGGCUGAGGAGACGCAGGACACCUCUGGAGGGCCGGAGAGAAGCCGCAAGGAGAAGGGGGAGAAGCACCACAGCGAUUCUGACGAGGAGAAGUCUCACAGGAGACUGAAGCGGAAGCGCAAGAAGGAGCGGGAGAAGGAGAAGAGGCGGUCGAAGAAGAGGAGGAAAUCCAAGCACAAACGCCAUGCUUCUUCCAGUGAUGACUUCUCGGACUUCUCAGAUGACUCGGAUUUCAGCCCCAGCGAGAAGGGGCACCGCAAGUACCGGGAGUACAGCCCCCCGUAUGCACCGUCUCACCAGCAGUACCCUCCCUCGCACGCCACCCCUCUGCCGAAGAAGUCCUACUCCAAGAUGGACAGCAAGGGCUACGGCCUGUACGAGGACUACGAGAACGAGCAGUAUGGGGAGUACGAGGGGGACGAGGAGGAGGACACGGGCAAGGAGGACUACGACGACUUCACCAAAGAGCUCAACCAGUACCGGCGCGCCAAGGAGGGCGGCAGCCGGGGCCGAGGCAGCCGAGGCCGUGGCAGGGGCUACAGGGGCCGAGGAAGCCGUGGCGGAUCGCGAGGCCGAGGCAUGUGCAGGGGCAGCCGAGGCCGGGGCAGGGGCUCUGUGGGAGACCAUCCAGAGGAUGAAGAGGACUUCUACGAUGACGAGAUGGAAUACGGAGAGAGCGAGGAGCCGCUGGGAGACGAUGAUUAUGAUGAGUACUCCAAGGAGCUGAACCAGUACCGCAGGUCCAAGGACAGCCGAGGCCGAGGGUUAAGUCGAGGCCGUGGACGGGGUUCCCGCGGUCGAGGGAAGGGCAUGGGCCGGGGCCGUGGACGAGGUGGCAGCCGAGGAGGGAUGAACAAGGGCGGAAUGAAUGACGAGGACGACUUCUACGACGAGGACAUGGGCGAUGGUGGUGGCGGAAGCUACCGGAGGAGUGACCAUGACAAGCCCCACCAGCAGUCCGAUAAGAAAGGCAAAGUCAUCUGCAAGUACUUCGUGGAAGGGCGGUGCACAUGGGGCGACCACUGCAAUUUUAGCCAUGACAUCGAACUACCAAAGAAGCGAGAGCUGUGCAAGUUCUACAUCACGGGAUUUUGCGCCAGAGCCGAGAACUGCCCCUACAUGCACGAUAUCUUCCCGUGCAAGUUGUACCACACAACUGGGAACUGCAUCAACGGCGACGACUGCAUGUUCUCCCAUGACCCUCUGACUGAGGAGACCCGAGAGCUGCUCGACAAGAUGCUGGCUGACGACGCAGAGGCGGGCGCUGAGGAUGAGAAGGAGGUUGAAGAGCUGAAGAAGCAGGGCAUCAACCCCCUGCCCAAGCCGCCCCCUGGCGUGGGACUCCUGCCCACUCCCCCUCGGCCCCCUGGACCCCCGGCUCCCACCUCUCCCAACGGCAGGCCCAUGCAGGGGGGCCCCCCACCGCCACCGCCACCCCCUCCCCCACCCCCUGGGCCCCCUCCGAUGCCCAUGCCGGUGCACGAGCCGCUGUCCCCGCAGCAGCUGCAGCAGCAGCAGGACAUGUACAACAAGAAGAUCCCCUCCUUGUUUGAGAUCGUGGUGCGGCCCACGGGACAGCUGGCCGAGAAGCUGGGUGUGAGGUUCCCUGGACCUGGUGGACCCCCAGGGCCGAUGGGCCCAGGGCCCAACAUGGGACCUCCAGGGCCAAUGGGGGGCCCCAUGCACCCUGACAUGCAUCCGGAUAUGCACCCCGACAUGCACCCUGACAUGCACCCUGACAUGCCGAUGGGCCCUGGCAUGAACCCCGGCCCACCCAUGGGCCCCGGCGGCCCCCCGAUGAUGCCCUAUGGUCCUGGAGACUCCCCGCAUUCUGGAAUGAUGCCCCCCAUUCCACCAGCCCAGAACUUCUAUGAGAACUUCUACCAGCAGCAAGAGGGCAUGGAGAUGGAGCCAGGACUCAUUGGGGACGCAGAGGACUACGGGCACUACGAAGAGCUGCCGGGGGAGCCUGGGGAGCAUCUCUUCCCCGAGCACCCUGUGGAGCCCGACAGCUUCUCUGAGGGAGGGCCCCCAGGCCGGCCGAAGCCGGGCGCCGGUGUCCCCGACUUCCUGCCCUCGGCCCAGAGGGCCCUGUACCUGAGGAUCCAGCAGAAGCAGCAGGAGGAGGAGGAGAGAGCGAGGAGGCUGGCUGAGAGCAGCAAGCAGGACCGGGAGAAUGAGGAAGGUGACACCGGAAACUGGUACUCGAGUGACGAGGACGAAGGGGGGAGCAGCAUGACCUCCAUCCUCAAGACCCUCAGGCAGCAGACGUCCAGCCGCCCUCAGCCUGCGGUCGGGGAGCCGAGCGGCAGCGGGCUGGGGGGCCCACGCCUCCAGAAGGGGCACCCCACAGGGGGCCGGCUGGCCGACCCCCGCCUCAGCCGGGACCCCAGGCUCAGCCGUCACGCCGAGGCUGCUGCAGGCUCCGGCCCGGGGGACACGGGGCCCUGCGACCCUCGACUUGCUCGCUCUCUGCCGGCCUCCAAGCCUGAGGGCAGCCUGCAUUCCAGCCCCGCAGGCCCAAGCAGUUCCAAGGGGUCUGGGCCACCCCCCACAGAGGAAGAGGAAGGGGAGCGGGCACUGCGGGAGAAGGCUGUGACCAUUCCCCUGGACCCCCUGCCGGGACACCCGCUGCGGGACCCUCGGUCACAGCUGCAGCAGUUCAGCCACAUCAAGAAAGACGUGACCCUGAGCCGGCCCAGCUUCGCCCGCACUGUGCUGUGGAACCCCGAGGACCUGAUCCCUCUGCCUAUCCCCAAGCAGGAUGCGGUGCCCCCUGUGCCCGCUGCCCUGCAGUCCAUGCCUGCCCUGGACCCCAGGCUGCACCGGUCCACCCCCACGGGCCCCCCCAAUGCUCGGCAGCGCCCGGGUACCUCCACGGACCCCAGCACACCUGGCUCCAGUCUGCCCGACUUUGAACUCCUCUCUCGAAUCCUCAAGACUGUCAACGCCACCGGCCCCUCCGCAGCCCCUGGCCCAAGCGACAAACCCAGCGACCCCCGGGUGCGGAAGGCCCCCACCGACCCUCGGCUGCAGAAACCAACAGACUCUGCGGCCUCUUCCCGGGCAGCCAAGCCUGGCCCCACCACCGACGCAUCCUCCCCGGCCGCCAGCCCCAGCGGGGAGUCCUCUCCACCAGCCACAGCUCCCUAUGACCCCCGUGUGCUGGCGGCCGGCGGUCUGGGUCAGGGCAGCAGCAGUGGGCAGAGCAGCGUGCUGAGCGGCAUCAGCCUCUAUGACCCGAGGACUCCCAACUCCGGUGGCAAAGCUGCGGAGCCAGCUGCCGACGCAGGCACCCAGUCCAAGGGCCCUGAGGGCAACGGCAAAAGUUCAGCCUCCAAGGCCAAGGAGCCUCCGUUCGUCCGCAAAUCUGCCCUGGAGCAGCCAGAGACAGGGAAGGCCGGCGCCGACGGGGGCGCAGCCACAGCCACAGACAGAUACAACAGUUACAACCGGCCCCGGCCCAAGGCGGCCGUGGCCCCCACAGCCACCACAGUCACCCCACCACCCGAGGGCACCGCGCCCCAGCCUGGGGUGCACAACCUGCCCGUGCCCACCCUCUUUGGGACCGUGAAACCAGCGGCCAAGACAGGCUCAGGAAGCCCGUUUGCAGGCAACAGCCCAGCCCGCGAGGGAGAGCAGGACGCAGGGUCCCUGAAAGACGUGUUCAAAGGCUUUGAUCCCACUGCCUCCCCCUUUUGCCAGUAGUGUUGAGCCGGAGCCAGCAUUCUCUCCACUCCACCCAAUCCCAGAGUGAUGGUCAAGGGCAGACCCUGCAGUUGGGAACCUGGGGGUGGAGGGUGGGUCUGGGUGACCUUUUUUUUUGACUUUUCUUUUCCUCCCUUCCUUUUAUUUUUUUUUUUAAGUAGUACUUCCUUUGAGACUUAUAAAUUGUAUAUAACCAUCCUCCGUUCUGGUCAGUGCUGCAGGGUUCCUAGCCUCCCACCAAGAAAACCCACUUGUGUACGCGAACCAUCCUGGGUCCCCAGGCCUGAGCCACCAUCAGUGCUGUGCCAGGCCAGGCCUCCCUGGAGGUGGGGGCCUCGUCUGGUGGGUUUUCUGGGCAAAGCUUGAGACCCCCGCCACCCACGCAAGGGGACAGUGUCGUCCGAGAAGGCACUGAGGUCGCGCACCACUCCAUGCUGUGGAGCAGUAGGAGCUGGAAGCAAGACAGGCAGGACUGCGAGGAAGCAGGGUCAGAGAGCCCUCAGCACCCUGGACGCAGUGCUCCCUGGCCCGUGCCUGGGGCCCUCUGCACCCUGUCCAGACCCACGCUCUGGAGCCCGCAGCAGGAGAACGCACGUGAGGGGCCCUCAGAGCGCAUGCUUUCUGUCAGUAUUACCCGUCCUGACCUGUCCCAUCCGUUUACUGCCCGCAGAGGGGUCUCCUGGACCUUGGCGGCCACAGCACCCUAUGUGCCUCCUGGGACAACUCAAGGAUCCAUUGUGUGGCCACUCGGUCAGGGUCCUGAGGGUGGAGCCCAGGGUGGCUCUUGGGCAAAGUGUUCCUGGCUCUGCUUCCUGGGCACCUUGGGAGGGCACAAGGUGUCGGUGUGCACGGGCUCAGGAGUGUGCCAUGAUGUUUCUCUGUGUGCACUCUUCCCAAAAAGGGGUCUGAGGAAAGGGCUGGAAGCUGCAGCCAGUGGGGGAGCGGGUGUACAUUGGGCCCUCCCUUUCCAGGAGAGGGACCAGAACCCCUCUCGGGACACAGGAACCCAAGGCAGCAGUCUGUGGCGGGCUGUCCCUCCCCUCGUGCUGCCACCCUGCCGAGUGAGGUCCGUCCACGUAGCCGCAGAGGAAGCCAUCCCCGUGGACGAGGCCUGGGAGACAGCUGAAGGGAGCUGGCGAGGCGCGAGUCCUUCAUAAGUGCUAGGUGUCUCCUGACCCACUGGCUCUUCCCUGCUAGUGACGAGGAGACGCGGGCACCUCCCUAGGGAGGGGGGGUGAGCGAGGCUCCUGCACUGUACCCACCACCCGGCAGAGAGCAGAACCUGCGUGGUUCUGGAGCCAGAAGCUGGGGUGGAAAAGCCAGUGGGCUGUGAUCGGGGCGGCUUGAUCUGUCUGUUGUUUUGUUUUGUUUCAUUUACAAUCAUCAGUGAGAUUGGUCUUCAGCCACCGGUGCCGGCCGGGGCUGGGCUGCGGCUGUGGGUUUAUGAGAUAAGUGAGGAUACACAGUGUGGCAGUGUUGGGUUUUUCCCCCUUCCUUUGAGAUUUUUUUUUUUUUUUUUU
Molecule: messenger RNA, 6352 nt
Organism: Oryctolagus cuniculus (rabbit)
Lineage: Eukaryota; Metazoa; Chordata; Mammalia; Lagomorpha; Leporidae
Source: RefSeq, a predicted model, not a curated record